AUGGUGGCGGGGUUUCUGCUGGAGAGUGAGGUGUCCGACCUCUGCAUCGGCAAGCCGCCGAUCAGGUGGCUGCCGCCCUCGUCCACCGUGGCCGGCGCCGUCGACGAGCUCGAGGCCGACGGGGGGCCGGGCGCCGCCGUCGCCGUGUGGGACGGCCGGGAGGGGGCGGACGUGGCGGGCAGGGUGCGCAUGGCCGACGUGCUCCUCUUCCUCUGCGUCCACGACGGCAGCAGCGAGGCCACGCUCGCUGACCUCCUCGCAGCUGCCGGGGCGCCGCCCGUCCGCCGCGUGGAGCCCGACGCGAGCGUGCUGGAAGCGGUGGACGCGCUGCUGGGCGGCGCGCAGAACCUCCUGGUGCCCAUCCGCGACAACCGGCACCGGCCGGCGCACCUACAAGCAGAGCCGAUGUGCUGGGUCACGGCGGAGGACGUGGUGCGCUUCUUCCUCGGCUCCGUCGCGCUCUUCUCGCAGAUCGCCUUGCGCUCCGUCUCCGACCUCGGCGCCGUCCGCCCGGCCCGCAGCGUGCUCGCCGUUGCGCCCGGAGAUGACACGCUCUCCGCCACCGAGCCGCUCCUUCGCGCGGCCCUGGCGACGCACGCCUCAGUCGCCGUGGUGUCCGGCCGCUGCCUGGUCGGCGAGAUCUCGCCGUUGACGCUCUGCUCCUCCCUCGCCGCGCUCUCGCCCAUGUCCUUUGUCGACUCUGCCCGCGCCCCGCGAAAAGCCGCCCUCGGGCCCCGCCUCCGCAGCCGCAACCGGCACGGCGUGCUCGACCUCCUCAACGCGGGCGGCCGCGACCUGCCGUCCCCAUCCUCUUCCUCUUCGUCCUCCUCGUCGAGCGCAUCCUCCUCCUCCUCUUCGUCCGACGGCGAGGACGAGGACGAGAAGCGCGUCACCCCAGCUUUCACGAGCACGGGUCGACAAGCCAAAUUCCCGGCGCGGUGGACGAAGGGGGUCAUCACGUGCCGGCGGGGGAGCUCGCUGGUGGCGGUGAUGGCGCAGGCGGUCGCGCACCGCGUGACGCAGGUGUGGGUGCUGGACGACGAGCCGGAGGGGGAGGUGCUGGUGGGCGCCGUCGGUCUCGUGGACGUGCUCCGGGUGCUCCGCCGCCACCUCCUUCGCGCACCGUCCGCGCACAGUAUGGCAGAGUAA
This is a messenger RNA of Triticum turgidum subsp. durum (durum wheat), 1149 nucleotides long. Lineage: Eukaryota; Viridiplantae; Streptophyta; Magnoliopsida; Poales; Poaceae. The record is from the annotation of a GenBank genome assembly.